Molecule: messenger RNA, 2056 nt
Organism: Ostrea edulis (European flat oyster)
Lineage: Eukaryota; Metazoa; Mollusca; Bivalvia; Ostreida; Ostreidae
Product: RNA-binding protein 41-like
Exons: 6
Coding region: 615-1811 (398 amino acids)
Biological process (GO): mRNA splicing, via spliceosome
Cellular component (GO): U12-type spliceosomal complex
Molecular function (GO): pre-mRNA intronic binding; U12 snRNA binding
Source: RefSeq, a predicted model, not a curated record
UUGAAGCAUUCACUUUAAAUGUGUAGGUAUAUAUAUAAAUUCUGACAGAGAAAUUAAUCUCAGCUGAGAUCCAACGAAGGCGCCGGUCCAAAAAUCCAGCCGAGCGAGAUUAACGGAAAAAUAUAUAAUACUCUGUAUGUCUCUGAUUCUAAUAAGUGUUUAAACCAACAAAUGUCACUGAAAUAGCAACAGACUCAAAACUGGCUAUGUAUAAUCCUUUUCUCAGUCAUAUGAUGUUUUUUACUGUUCACAAAAUUGAUCUACAUAGUAAGACCAGUAACUACAGAUGUGAUGAAAAGUUGUUAUAAUUUGAUCUUAUAAAAUGUAGAAAAGGUCUGUUUUCAUUUACAUUUUGAAUAGUAAAAACAUUUUGACUCAUUUAUUUCAUUUCCACUAUCUGUUUGAUAGUACAGUUGAAGUUCAGUAUUUCAAACACUGAUAUCUCUGAUACCAUGGAUAUGUCAAAGUGAUUCGGAAGACCCAACCACUUAUUCUUUCAGUAUUUUACCCUUGAUAUCUUGAAUCUUCAGAUAUCUCGAAGGGUUUUUUUCCAGUCCCAUUGAGUUUGAGACAACUAGACUUGACUGUAUAUAUCAGCAGUGUUUAUAAGUAGAAUGGAUGUGUCCCUACAAAAGAAAAGGUGGCGACCUGAGAUAGCCCCGCCUACUGAGGAGAUUCUCACAGAAGGACAGAAGCAACUAAAGACUCUAUUGGACAAACAGUUGCAGAAGGAUGUCACAAUUCAACAACAGUUGGCAGAAAAGCGGACAUUCACAUCAGCAUCCUCCCACUGCCCAGCAGUGGGCUCACUGUCAGGACUGACAACUUUGGAGCAGUUUCAGGAAGUGGACAAGUUUGAUGUUUAUACAGAAGAACUUAAGAAAUGUGGCUUAACGGAGGCAGAAAUUAAAAUUAAAAUGAUGGCUGAUAAUGCCCAGUCACAGAAAAAAAGGAAUUUUGGUAUAGACCCAACUAUACUGGAAGAAAAUUUGAAGAAAAUUGAGGAGAAAAUUGAGAAGAAAAAGUUAGAUUUAAGUCAGAAGAUCAAAGUCCAUGGGCAGAAGGCCUUGAGCAGACAUGAAAUGGAGCUGGAAAGGUCACUUCUCAGAGACUGUGAAUCAGAUGACAGCAGGAAAGUGAUGCAUGCAUUAACAACUGUACGUGAUCCAAGGGAGAUUACUUUGUCAAACGAUCCCAUGAAUCAGUUGCCUGAAAUACUGGAGAAAAUAACCAGAAGUUCGAAUCCAGAGGGGUACAAAAGAAGGAAAAGAAAACGGAAAAAUAAACACAAUGAGAUGACGGACUGUGAUGCAGCAUGUCCAGGAGUGGAAGGAGCAGAAAAGGGGAUGGAGGAAAGUUCUUGUAUUUUAGACAGCAAUCAAACAGACAACAUGAAAGAAGACUGUGGGGAGCUGGCUACGUGUGCACCAAGGCCCUUAACUCCUGUGCCAGAAGUAACAUUGGAAGACAUUCAGAAAAAUAGACUCACAAGUGCAGAAAUCAAAAUGAUACCUAGAUUUGAAAAUUAUUGCCCAGGAGACCCUAGUAAUGUUCUUUACUUGAAAAAUUUAUCAGGAAAAGCUCAUCAACAAGACCUAGAAUCUUUAUUUAAGAAAUUCCAAACAUCAAACUCAGGUGACCUUGACUACAGAGUACUGAAGGGCAGAAUGAGAGGACAGGCCUUCAUCACAUUUCCUGACAGUGAUACAGCUUUGUAUGCCAUGCAGUGUGUGAAUGGCUAUAAACUGAGAGGGAAACCGAUUAUUAUCCAGUUUGGAAGAAACAGUUCUAAUAUCCAGCCAGCAUCUUGACAUUGUGUACAAAAUCUCAUAAAUACAAAAUUAUGUAAAUAUAUUACAUUGUGUGUAUAGUUAAUUUAUGAAGUUUUCCAAGAACAAUUACCAGAAGACUAUUUUAGCACAAUGGAAAUUCAUCUAAAUUUACAAUAGAAUUUCAUGUAAAAACUUAUACAGACAUGAUCAAGUGUUCAACAUAUGAUUAAGGCUGGAUUUUUGUAUGAAGUCAGCCUUGUUAUUAAAAUACAGCACCAUCCACA